Molecule: messenger RNA, 3035 nt
Organism: Salvia hispanica
Lineage: Eukaryota; Viridiplantae; Streptophyta; Magnoliopsida; Lamiales; Lamiaceae
Source: RefSeq, a predicted model, not a curated record
CCAUUUUUCAAUUGCAUCCACCAUUUUUUAAUCGAUGGCAGACUCACCUUACAGAUCACCGUCAAUCACGGGCGCUGCUGUAGCCGGCCGCCAACCUAAAUUCUCCGGCAUUAAUAAAAGAAUCCUCAACGGCCUCGUCAAAGACAAAAACCUCCGCCAACUCUCACAACUCAACGGAGCUCGCGGCAUCGCCGCAUCCCUCGAAACACACCCCCUCAUCGGAAUCACCGGCGACGAAGAAGACCUCGCCGCCAGAAAACAAGCCUUCGGCACAAACACAUAUCCAUCUCCUCCCACAAAGACCUUCCUCCAUUUCAUACUCAAAGCUUUCAAGGACCGGAAUAUCCUGUUCCCACUAGCAGCCGCCGUUCUCUCUCUAGCCUUCGGCAUCAAAGAGCACAGCGGCAUCGCACUCAUCGCCGUCUUCCUCGACAUCACCCUCUCUGCUUUCAGAAACUUUACACAGUGCAGACUCAACGAGCUCCACAAACUAAGCAGAAGUAAAUCAGUAGAAGUCGUUAGAAGCGGAAGAAGACAAAAGAUCUCAAUAUACGACGUCGUUGUAGGCGACGUCGUAUACUUGUCCAUCGGAGAUCAAGUCCCUGCAGACGGCCUUUUCAUAGAAGGCUACUCUCUGAAGGUGGAUGAGUCCAGCAUGACUGGUGAGAGCGACCCAGUGGAUGUCAAUUUCGGUGUCAAUCCUUUCUUGUUCUAUGGAACAAAGGUGGCUGAUGGAUUUGGGAAAAUGGUGGUGACUAGUGUUGGGAUAGACACUCUGUGGGGGGAGACGAUGAGUUCGAUAAGUGAAGAUAAUACGGAUGGGGAGACGCCGCUGCAGAUCCACCUCAAUAAGAUCGCUACCUUCAAAGAAAAGCUCGGUUCAGCUGUGUCUAUUCUGGUUCAUGUCGUGUUUCUGAUUCGAUACUUCACCGGGAAUACCAAAGAUAAGAAUGGGGAGAGGGAGUUUAAUGGUACAGGGACUAAACCAGAUUAUGUGAUCAACUUUGUUGCAGGUAUUAUUUCAGCAGUUGUGGCCACAGUUGUGGUUGCUAUACUUGAGGGUUUGCCUCUUGCUGUCACUCUCACUCUUGCCAAUUGUAUGAAAAGGAUGAUGGCUGAUGGGGCUAUGGUGAGGAAGCUCUCCGCUUGCGAGACCAUGGCUUCUGCUACCACCAUCUGCACAGAUAAGACAGUUACUCUAACUAUGAACAAGAUGAAGGUGACAAAGUAUUGGUUAGGGAACGACUCAUUCGAAGGUAGUCUUAGUCUGGGGAGCUGUGUUGUUGAGCUGCUCCGUGAGGGCGUCAGCCUCAACACGACGGGUGGUGUGUACAGGUCGGGAGAAACGCUUGAGUUCUCUGGUAGCCCGACUGAGAAGGCAAUCCUGUCUUGGGCUGUUACAGAGCUGGGGAUGGAAAUGGAGGAAGUGAUGAGGGGAUGUGAGAUUCUUGAAGUGGAGGCAUUCAAUUCGGAGAAGAAGAGGAGUGGUGUUUUGAUGAAGAGAGAUCAUGAAUUUCAUGUGCAUUGGAAAGGAGCGGCUGAGAUUAUCCUUGCAAUGUGCUCACACUACUAUGAUUUGGAUGGUAACAUAAAAGAUUUGAAUGAUGAGGAGAGAUUGCAAUUCAAUCAUAUUAUUCAAGGCAUGGCUGCUUCUAGCCUUAGAUGCAUUGCAUUUGCACAUAAACAGAGUGAUGAGGUGAAUCUUGAAACUGAGAAGAAAAUUCAAGAAGAUGGUAUGAUUCUACUAGGCUUAGUAGGGAUAAAAGAUCCAGUCCAGCCUGGUGCGAAAAAGGCUGUUGAGGAUUGCCAGUAUGCCGGUGUGGAUGUGAAGAUGAUCACCGGUGACAACAUGUUCACGGCCAAAGCCAUAGCCACAGAGUGUGGAAUACUACAUGUAGGCCAAGACCAAGACGGGUGUGUAGUCGAAGGAGCUGAGUUCCGUAACUACACAGACGAGGAGCGGAUGGAGAGGGUCGAGGGCAUCCGCGUGAUGGCAAGAUCAUCCCCAAUAGACAAGCUCUUCAUGGUUCAGUGCUUGAAGAGGAAAGGCCAUGUGGUGGCAGUCACAGGAGAUGGAACGAACGAUGCACCGGCCUUACACGAGGCCGACAUAGGCCUAGCCAUGGGAAUCCAAGGCACAGAGUUGGCGAAGGAGAGCUCUGAUAUAGUGAUCAUGGAUGACAACUUUGCAUCAGUGGUGACAGUGUUGAAAUGGGGAAGGUGUGUUUACAACAACAUACAAAAGUUCAUUCAGUUUCAGCUGACCGCAAAUAUUGCGGCGCUGACCAUCGACACCGUGGCGGCGGUCUCGUGUGGGUGGGUGCCACUGACGGCAGUGCACCUGUUGUGGGUGAAUCUGAUCAUGAUCACGCUCGGGGCGCUGGCUCUUGCCACGGAGAAGCCAACGUGGGAUCAGCUAAUGGAGAGUCGGCCCGUGGGGAGGCAUGAGCCGUUGAUCAGCAAUGUGAUGUGGAGGAAUCUGAUGGCGCAGGCGGCGUACCAGAUUGUGGUGCUGCUGGUGCUGCAGUUUAAGGGGGAGGGUGUGCUUGGGGUGAGUGAGGGGGUGAAAAAUACCAUGAUAUUUAACACGUUUGUGUUGUGCCAGAUGUAUAAUGCGUUCAAUGCGAGGAAGCUUGAGAGGAAGAAUGUGUUUGAGGGAUUGCAUAAGAACAAGGUGUUUGUGGGGAUUGUUGGAGUAACUGUGCUUCUUCAAGUGUUGAUGGUGGAGUUGUUGAACAAGUUUGCUGAUACUGAAAGGCUGAGUUUGGAAGAGUGGGGAAUUUGUGCUGGGAUUGGAGCACUUUCUUGGCCUAUUGCUUGCCUUGUGAAGCUUAUAAUACCGCUUCCCGAUGGAACGGUUGGAGGCACGACCGACCCACUGCCUGCCCAUAAAACUCUACUACGUUUCAUAUGAUAAUGUAAAUUAUGGUAUCGCGCGUAGGUUCUUUGACAUGUCUUAUUUUGGUCGAACCGAGUUCGAUGUAUCGGUAUUGAACUCUCAUGAUUGAAUACAAUUAAAUUAUUCCCUUGGUGGA